Molecule: messenger RNA, 1461 nt
Organism: Pyricularia oryzae 70-15
Lineage: Eukaryota; Fungi; Ascomycota; Sordariomycetes; Magnaporthales; Pyriculariaceae
Product: FAD/FMN-dependent oxygenase/oxidase
Exons: 5
Coding region: 1-1461 (486 amino acids)
Molecular function (GO): FAD binding; oxidoreductase activity
Source: RefSeq, a predicted model, not a curated record
AUGGAGCAGCAACACCAAGAGCUAGCAUCGCGACUUUCGUCGGCAGGCCGUGUGUGCUUCCCGGGGUCGGCCGAGUUUGACAAGGCCAAUUUGAGAUUCACGGACUAUGAGCGUCCGACGUACAGUGUUGUGGUCGUUCCCGGCUGCGAGGCAGACAUUGCAGAAGCCGUCAAGUAUGCAGCCAAAAACAAGAUUCCUCUGGCGCCGCGAGCCGGCCACCACUGCGUUACAUCAACGAUGCGUCACCUUCAAGAUGGCAUGUUAAUCGACCUCCGAUCUCUGAACCAGAUGAGCUUUGACGAGGAGGCCAGGACGGUGACAGCCGCUGGUGGCGUGCUAACGGACGACUUUGUCAAGUUUCUGCACAAGCAUCAGAUGGAAGUUAACGUGGGCUCCUGCCCAACCACGGGCAUAAUGGGGGUGGCGCUUGGCGCCGGCCUGGGCCGUCUGCAGGGAAAAUACGGCUUCCUGCACGACAACAUGAUAUCGGUCCGCAUGGUCCUGGCGGACGGCUCAACCGUCACGGCCUCGGAGGAGCUCAAUGCGGACCUGUUUUGGGCGAUCCGCGGCGCCGGGCACAACUUUGGCAUCGCGGUCGAGGCGACGUUCCGCGUGCACCCGCAGGCGAACCGCGGGGUGCACUACACGUGGGAUCUGGAGUACGAGCUGGAGCAGUGCGACGCCGUCUUUGGGCUGCUCAACGAGGUGACGGAUGCCAUGCCGGCCGACCUGGCUAUUUUUGUGCUGUGGAUGAGGCAGAGCACCCCCGAGAAGCAGCACACCAUACUCGUCAACCUGGUGUGGUCCGGAGCAGAAGCCCUCGCGGACCCCUGGGUUGCCAGAUUCGAGGCCAUCGACCCCGCCAUCCACUCUGGCAAGACCACCACGACCUGGGACGAGCUCCCCUGGAAGACGUACAAGGGCUACAAUCGCUUCCUCAGCAUGCCCGAGGUGUGGAGCGCGGCUCCCUACAAGAUGAUGAGCGCGGCCUGCGUGCGGCGGUUCGACCUGGCCACCACUCGCGACUUCUUCCAGUCGGUCAAGGACAUGAACCUCCAGUGGGCGGGCAGGGGGACGUUUGGGGCCAUGUUUGAAUGUCUGCCGCACCACAUGGUGAGGGAGAUUGCCGACGACGCGACUGCGUUUCCGUGGCGGCAGUCUUCGGAUCAUUUCUUAAUGAUGAUGGCAACCCCCUUCAAGCUCGAGGAUCGUCAGGCCUUUGAAGCGCACCUGGACACGUGGAAAAGGCGGUUUGUGGAGACGUCUGGAUACGGAGAGCUUCACCAGUACGUCAACUACGGAAACACCACGUCCACCAUGCGGGACCCGCCCGGGGCGCUGUACGGGUACGAGUCGUGGAGGCUAGAGAAGCUGCGGGGGCUCAAGCGGCGGUACGACCCUGGUAAUUUUUUCAGGUGGUACCAGCCCAUAAUUGACGGGGACGAGGUGGAGGGUAGGUAG